UUUUUUUGUAAACUUGAUUGAUUUUUCCCAGAACCAACCCGUAUUCUACAAAGUGGUUAACCAGUUGAUAAGUGUAAGAGAUAUUUUUGAAAUAAAAUACUAUCCUUACAUUGAAGUGGCUACUGUCGACUAUUUGGGAUCCAAUAAAAACAGCGCCAAAAUUAAAGAAAUUAAGUUCAUCUACAAAGAUGGAGGAAGGUUUUAUAAUCUCAAAUUUGAUUCUAAGUUGAUCGAUGAAAUUUCUAUGGAUCAAAUCAAUUCCAAACCACAAACAAAUCCUAGUUUUAAGGAAUAUGCACAUUCUAUCGUACCAAUGCGAGUCGGGAGUAAGGGAGCAGUCAAAGACUUUCUUUUUACACCCAACGAUAGAUCAAGGAAAUUGAUCAAUAUUUCUCCAGCUGGGAUGAAUCUGAGGGUCGGUUCGACAUGGGACAAAAAAUUCGAAGGUGUACGAGGUAGCACUACAAAUGAGUUCAUUUGCAGAAGAGAGUAUGGCCUUGACUUUCCUCAUAUAUUCACGCCAGAGUGUUCUGUAAAGCACAACCUUAAAAACUCGGAUAAAAGUAUUUAUGCAAAAGUCACUGCUGAGGAUUUCCCAAGAAUGUUUACGGUGGCAAACCGCGAAGUCUGGCUUUGUACAAAUAAUCAUGGUCCGAUCUACCGUGUGGUCAAUCUAGUUAUUGGAAGAGUGCCAAUAAAAAGCAUUGAACCAGAAGAUGACAUCAUUCUGAUAGAUUCCAUUAAUAUAACUAAUGGAGUUAGUGUGAUUUUCAAAGAAGUCGGAUUCUUCAAAUUUUAUCUAUUAGAACGACAUGAUUUUGAAACCCCAUAUAUACUAAAAGAGGAUGAUACUGUCAGGGAAUCGAAAUUAGGAAAUUCUCUGUUUUGGGAUGGCAGAUAUAAGCUACCAAGAAUGGGAAUUUAUAAGAAUAUAAUCAACGCAAAAGGGUAUGACCUGAGAAUCGGAUCUAAAACAAGUGGACCAUUAAGUACUAAUGUUAACAAUCUUAAAUCCAGCUGUGGAGAGAGAAAUUAUUUUCAUCAAGAUUUUCUUACGAAAUUGAGAUUAAAAAUGAAGGUGGAUGAUGUGGUUCAAAGCAAUGAGUUGAUUGAAGACAUUGAUGAGUCUCAACACUUCUUCAAGUACAAAAAUAAUAGGGUUUGGAAAUGUGAGGAAAAAACAACUAAUAAAACUUUUUGGAUGAUAGUGAACGUGAUGGAGGUAUUGGUUGCGGUGCGUGUGGUGGAAACUUUCGAUGGUGUCGAAUUAGUCCAGAAACCAGCCAGCAAUGGCACAUUGAAACUUCUAGACAUUCACGAAACAAAGUUUCUAGAUGAGAAUUAUAAUCAAGUGAUUUACCUGGGGCAGCUUGAGUUUGAAAAUAAUGCAGCCAUUGGUGAGGUAUCUCAAAUAAGACAGAGUGAUGGAGAAGUGCUGCGGAAGUCGUUGGAUGAGAUAGCCCACCGCCUGGGUGGCAGAGCAACACGGCACUGCUACACGAACCUACGUGACAUCAAUGUCGUAUAUCGCGAGCCGAAGGACUUCUCCCCCAAACAAUUGGACAAGAUCGUCGGUGCCGGGGACAGCUUAUUGAAAUUCGAACUUGAUGUGACUAUUGAUGACAAGUCUGUCAAAACGAAAACCAAACCUGGAUUCGCCCUUGACUGUGAAAUAAUGAAGGAAUCACAAGAAAAAAUUUACCCAAAUUUCAAGAUUUUCAAAAGAGACACAAUAGUUCCUCACGAUAAUGAAUUGAGAGAUGCUGACAAAAGUGCUAAGUAUUUAAUAUUUGAAGGAAAUGAGAUUUGGAAGUGCACGGUACCAGAAAUGAAGGUGUUCAGACUGUUCAGAGUUGUAGUAAACCAGCACCUAAAAAAAGACACCAACAUUGGAAAGGUGGAGUAUCCCGAGUUAGAUGAAGUGGAGAUAGAAAAUGAAGACUCUGACUAUUUGGUCAGAUUCAAACAAAUCAGAUAUGUUAGCUCUAAAACGGAUGAACAUCCUCAAAUCAUUGACUUCCGUGGCUAUUUAUUCCUUCAUAAAUCUCCUGUACCUGGCACUGUUCUAAGUGGAACAAAGAUUUUGGAUUGGACAAAUACAAAAAUGAUAAAUAAUUACGAAAAGCAUGCCGUUCAAUAUGAUCUUGAUCGUCAGAAUCUUUACACUGAUAAGGUGAUAGUUGAUUACAAUAAUUUGCAAACUGAAAAAAAUAUCAUUGGAGAUUGGAUCAAAGUGGGAACGUGCCUAUGGAAAUCGUGAAACAUAUUUACUCUGUGUGGAGGAAGAUGGAGAUAGUGGUGACCACUGGCCAGAAGUGAGAGAGAAGGGAAAGAUUGUUGCAGCUGAUGAAAAGGUCGUGAAUCUUUUCCCCACUUAUUUCAAUCUUCUACAUCAGAAAAGAUCGUUAUGUACUGAUAGGAGUAUACAAAAAAGAAUUUUAAGGAUAGAGAACCAGUUUUCAAUGAAAUCAUACCGCGAAAUUCCACGGCCAGUUGAAUAUCUCUCCUACAACGAAAGAGUCUCCGUAUUUUUUGGGGAGACAAAAACCUCUGGAAUUGGUUAUGAGAUUAUUGAAAUCAAAUAUAUAGAUCCCGAAGACCAAGCUGUAUUGAAUGUGCUAGUAGAUCGAUUCGGGCAAAAGGUUGUUAAUACAACACAAGUUUACCACGGGAUUUCCAAUAAGAAACUGAAGAGUUUAAAGCAGGAAGAAUUGGACCAAAAUUUCAGAAGAGACAUACGCUAUUCGUUGCGAGAGCCGUACGAAGUGUAUAGAAUUGAACUGGAUUUUGGGAUGAAGUUGGAGAUUGGACAGAGUUAUUCAUCAAAAGAUAUAGUCAGCUGUUUAUUG
Messenger RNA from Nilaparvata lugens (brown planthopper), 2849 nucleotides. RefSeq lists its product as uncharacterized. The coding region runs from base 245 to 2260 and encodes 671 amino acids. NCBI's taxonomy places the organism in Eukaryota, Metazoa, Arthropoda, Insecta, Hemiptera, Delphacidae. The transcript is spliced from 19 exons. The record is from RefSeq and is a predicted model, not a curated record.